Messenger RNA from Leptosia nina, 3117 nucleotides. Lineage: Eukaryota; Metazoa; Arthropoda; Insecta; Lepidoptera; Pieridae. The record is from the annotation of a GenBank genome assembly.
AUGUCUUUCCGAAACUACUACGACUCAUCAUCGUAUAACAGAAAUACAGGCAGGUCAUCAACCAAUACUGGAACAGAACGACCAACAGCACUCACCACAAAAUACACCACUACAUCGGCUUUGAAAUCAUCCAGUAUUCCUGUACCAUCCGAUCGCACAAUAAGAGAGGAGACACCAAUAAGUGCGAUCGCUAAUAGAUACUCUAGCUAUAGUAAAUCUAGUACUGAAAAGUCUACGCCAUCAAAGUAUGAGAAGAAAGACUACUCAAAGCUUUCGGUUCCGUCGAUAACUUCGAGUAAAAGCAGGGAAGUUAGCCCAGUAUCAUCAACGUCGAAAUAUAAAAUCACGCGAUCGUCGCGCCAUGCUAGUCCAGAAAGAAAAAAUAAUAAAAACUUUAAGGAGAAAAAUAAAGAUAUUGGAUCUACAGAGCGUGACAAAGACAUUCCUACAAAGACUGACAAGUCUUCAGGCUACAGCAGUCUGUCGAACUAUAAACUUUAUCCCCGUUCCGUAAGUUAUACUCGGCCUAUUGGUAGAACAGAAUCAAAACCCGAAGUAAAUUAUACUCGACCAUCAAGUAGAUUAGACACAAAAUCUGACACCAAUUAUACUCGUUCUUCCACAAGAACAGAAAAACCAGACAUUGGCUAUAGCCGUUCUUCCAUUAGAACAGAAGCUAAACCCGAAGUUACAGUCAAUAGAUACGCAAUCGCUAAUCGUUUAUCUUCAUCCUCAUAUUUACGAAGUCCUACUCCAAUUAAACGAUCAUUGUUGUCACCAAAUAAUAAUGAAAGCACCAGAACAGAACCAGAAAAACCAAUCAAAACAAACGAUAUCGUCGAAGAAAAUAUAGUUCCUCAUAUAGAACACUCGGAAUCAAAUGUACAAGAUUCUACUAAAUCAUUAACUGAUCAAAGUGAAGACUUAGAAACUGUAACUGUAAUAACACGGCACACUUCACCCACACCACCUGGUUCAUCUUCAUAUGUCCGUAUCAGAAGAGCAGAUCUUGCAAAAACGAUUGAAAAAGUUAUCACAAGAAAAAAAGCACGACCCCCUUCGUCUGAUAAAGAAGUUCAGUCAGAUAGAUUAGAUGAUCCAACAAGAUCAAGUCGCUUUGCUGGUUCAAGUAGAACUAGUGUUACCAAUUGGACUUAUUAUUCUCCCACCGUUCAUAAUUAUACAGGAUAUGCUGGUCGAUAUUCUACCCAAUAUUCCACAUUACGUGACAAUCCCAAUUCCUACAGCGAUAGAUGUAGCCGAAGUCGUAGCAAAGAGCCAUUAGUAUCUGAAACAAACAUCGGUAAUGUUUUAACUGAAGAUACGAAUAAUAGGGAAUAUGAUAGCACAUCAUAUCAGCAGCUCAAUGGAGAUGUCUAUGAUAAGAGUAAAGAUGACGAUGGAUCAGAAAUUAUUAUCAAUGUAAAUUUAAAGCUAAAAAAAGCUAGAAGUCCAUCCGCAAUAUCAAUGACAGAAAUAGUUUCACCUGAAAUAACUAUUACAAAUAGUCAAUUACCACCUCAACCUCCAAAAUCUGAGAGCUCCAGUAAAAUAAAGAAAAUAAAAACGCGUAAAUCAAGCACAGAUUCUUCUUCGGACUCAGGUUCUACUAAAAAAAUUGCUAAAAAGCGAACUAAGUCCGUUAGUUCGAGUGACUCGGAUCAUAGUAAUAAAAAAAGUCAAAAUGCGAAUAAACUCAGUUUAAAAAAGUCCAAAUCAAACAAUAAAGUGCAAAACGCAAUUAAAAAUAAAUCGCAAGAUAGCAGUAACAGCUUAGACUCGAGUUUAUCUUUAUCUUCAUCAAUGAGUGACGAGGAAAAUAUUUCUAAAUCAAAGACUACGGAUGUGACAUCAAUAUCAACGGAUACAUCUACAAAUAAAUUAUCUCUAAUGUCAAAUAAAAGUGAGCACGGAACAGAGGAAGCAAAAUCUUUCUUAAUUAGGGCGUUGGCGCCAGUCACAAAUCUUUUUAAGCUCAGGCACCAGGAAACUACUGAUACUAGUAAAUGGCUCGAUAGUUCUGAUACUAAAGAUAUUUCCACGCAGGUAUCAGAAAAUACGUCGAGUAAAAAUAAAUGUAAUGCAAGUAAUGUCAUAGCAUCAAACGAAGAUAAUUUAGUAAAAUUAAAAGCUAUUAGAAGAAUAGAAUCUGGUGAUAGAUCGUGGUGGCUCGAAUCCGACAAUGUUUCUAAAAAUGACGUCAGUGUAGAAGGUAAAAGUGAAGGAAGAUUACCAAACAGUAAUGAUAUUAGAACAGUAAAGAAAUACGCUGACGACGAAAAACCAUGGUGGCUUGACAGUAAUGCAAAUAUACCAGAAGGCAUUGAACGAUUAACUCCACCGAGAAGAUCGUCUAGCGAAGAUGAUAAAAGUGAAAAAUUUAUUUACUACAAGGUUCGUCAUAUGGAAUCCGGAGAUCAACGCGACUGGUGGCCUAGUAAUGAGAACUCAUCAAAAUCUAGUAGAACAGAAGGACAGAACAAUUUAAGUUUAAGCAAAUCGGGCUCAGAUCAAAAAACGUUUCCAUUACGCCGAAUUCGACACAUAGAAUCCGGUGAACGCCCUUGGUGGUUAUCUAGUGACAAGAACAUUCCAGAGGGCAUCGAAAAGCUCCCGACUCCACCGCCGCAAGAAGACAGCGAUUCAUCAGAAUCCGAUGAAGUGGAGGUGUAUAUUCCUUCGUCUCAAGUCCCCCCAUUUCCUCUGCAUUUACCAGAUGACGAGCCGCUGGGAGACCGCCGGAGUCCAGAGGGUUUAGAAAAUCCAAAUCAAAUGGAAGUUUACAGAAAUCGUUCUCCCUAUGAAAACAACCGUCGUUAUAGACGAACUCAAAGCAGGCCGUACUCUAAGACCGCGAAAUAUAUUUCACGCUAUACCGAUAUUGACGAUAUAUUAGGAACGUCCAGUCAGAUAUACAGCUCGUUCAUGGAUUCUAUAUUAACCAAGCGCGAGGACUUAUACGACGAUGAUGAUUGUGAAGAAAUUGAUCCCACUCAAGUGAGGAUCCAUGAUAGUACAGCACAAAUGCCGGUUAUUCUGAAACUUCACAGCAGGAGCGACGUGGUCGACUAUGACAGCGAAGAUGAAGUAAGUACAUACUUUAAUUUUAUUUGUUAA